GAUCUGUUCAGUUGUGUGUGCAGGCACCACUGGGGCACACUGGGGCCUGUAUCGCUAUUACGCACUAGUUUACUUGUACCAUGUUCAUUUCACGUUUUUGGAUAAAAAUGUGUGUCGUUCAAACGAGACGAUAAAAAACCAAGUGUACUUGUUGUAUUCUGUUAGCAAGUAAACUUAUCUGACAAGUAUUAGCAGAAAGUGACGAGAGUGCACAAGUUGCUGACGACUAGUUUUUAUACGGAGCCAUCAUCAUCAUGUACAAACUGCUGUGGUUAUUGGUUUUUAUUGUCAUCUCUUGUACUUUUGCCGCACAAUGUCCACAAGGUAGUGGCUGUGGGGACUGCCAACAUCUCCCUGACGACGAGUACGAGAUUCGCUGUUCAACGAGUGCAUCAGAUUCCAUGUUUAUUGUCAAUUACAGACCGCACUCUUGGCUAAAAAUUGACUGUUACAAUUUGCCAAAUUGGUCAGAGUUUAAUCUUGGCAGAGAACAGCAAAUUCAAGAUGUCCAGGCUAUUUCAUUUAGGACAUGUCAAUUGCCAGAAAAGGGAAAACUUGGGAGCAUCGCUAGACAAAUCAUUGCAAAUAACAUUACCGAAUUGAAUUUGCAAUUGAAUGAUAAUUUAUCAUUGACUCUCAGUAGAGAAACAUUAGCGGAAUUCAAGAGCUUGAAAUCUUUGAUACUUUCUAGAAAUAAAUUGAAAAAUGUCACUGCUGAUUUGUUACAUGAUUUGGAAAAUUUAACUCUUCUCAAUCUUCGUGAGAAUGAUCUCCAUGAAUUGCCUUCAGAAUUUCUCAACAUGCCUCAUCUCGAAUCAAUUGAAUUAGGAAGCAAUAAAUUGGAAAUUAUUGAGCCAACAAUGUUUGAAAAGUUGACGAAACUGAAGCUCUUGAAUUUAUGGAAUAAUAAAAUUAUUGAUAUAAAGCCCCACAGUUUUGACAAACUCAAGUCCCUAAAGUCCAUUGAUAUGCAUACAAACAAUCUGCAAACACUGCCGGAGGAUAUUUUCGCCCCGUUGGAGAAUCUCAUGGUGAUCAACUUGUCGCAAAAUAAUUUUAGUGCUAAUUCAUUGCCAGAAAAACUUUUAAGGAACAAUAGUCUCCUACGGACAAUUCUUUUCUUCGAGAAUAAACAAAAUUUAACAACUCUUCCUUCCAAGUUUUUGGCUGAAUUACCCCAACUCACGAGUGUCAACAUACGAAGAAAUAAGUUGGUAUAUUUGCCCCAUGAUUUAUUCACGGGUAGUAUCAACUUGAGGAAUAUCAGUAUGGAAUGGAAUUAUAUAGAAAAACUUCCACGAUAUAUUUUUAAUGAUUGUAAGGAUCUUUUUUCCAUCAAUCUUGCUUACAAUGAGCUCAGUGACUUGCCAAAUGGAGUAUUCUCGGCGCUUCAUAAGUUGGAGAAGCUUGAUAUAUCAAGGAAUCACAUAACUGUGAUAAAGGCAAAUUUAUUCGAUGGCUUAUCAUCACUCAAAGUCCUGAACAUUGAACGAAAUGGAUUAAAAAUUAUUGAUCCACAUGGGCUGCGUCCUCUCCAAAAUCUUCGAAUUGCCAAAUUUUCCUCCAAUCAACUGACUUUAAAAGCAAACACAAGCAGAUGGUUCGCGGGUGAUCGUUCAACAUCUCCAUUCUACCCUUGUACGAGAAUCGAAGAGUUACAUUUGGCAAAUAACAACAUUUCAGAUAUUUUCUUCGAUUGGGCUACAGCCUCUCAUCUAAGGACUUUGGAUCUUCAAUACAAUAGCCUCAAGUUUAUACAUGCACAGGAUAUAUUUUUCUUAUCAGAAAAUCUCUACGUAGAUUUAUCUUUCAAUAAUAUUGAAAUGAUAUCAUUAACAUACGCCGAAGCUUUUGCCACACCUCGAGAAUACUCAAAAAACGUCAUUGUGUCAGUGGAAAAUAAUCCAAUUAAUUGUGACUGCGAUCUCUAUGAUCUUCUGCGUUAUCGUGAAGGAGAUAUGCAUCCCAAUGUUGAGAAUAAUGUGCACCUGAAGAUGAAGAAUUUGAAAUGUCAAAAGCCAAGUUGGCUGAUGAAUAUUCCUGUCGAAGAUUUAAGAUCAAAAUCAUUGAAAUGCUUAGUCGAAAAUGCCACAAUUUACAAUGCCACCUGUCCACCUAGAUGCGAUUGUUGGCUGCAACCUAAUGAGCGAGCAUAUUUAAUAGAUUGCUCCUAUAGGAAUAUAAUGAAGACACCUGAAUUUGUAAAGGCUCCCCGAGGACUGGCAAUUGAACUUAAUUUCACCGGUAAUGCUCUGAAAAAAAUGCCCUCUAUGAAAAAACCUGGAUACAAUGCAGUUAGAGUAUUGUCUCUUUCCAAAAACCAAAUAACUCAAGUACCACUGGAUGCACUCUCACAAAAUCUAACAUUAUUGGCCUUAGAUUCCAAUAAUUUAACGAGAUUAGAGACAAAUGUAAUAAACUUUUUGAAUAAUUCAACACAAUUGAGAAAUCUCACACUUGAGAGGAAUCCCUGGGUCUGUAAUUGUGACGCAAGGGAAUUUCUUAGUUUCAUACAAAUGAAGAAAGUUGAAAUUCCAGAACUGCAACAAGUGAAGUGUCAAUUAUUUAAUAAGCCCAUCUUCGAAAUGACGCCUGAAGAAAUGUGUCCAUUAGCAAUUGUUGGAAUCAUCGGUGUCUGCAUUGUUAUCGCAUUAUUGGGAAUGAUAAUAGGAAUAAUUGCAGCAUUAUAUUAUCGCUUUCAGCAGGAAAUAAAAGUCUGGCUUUAUGCUAAACAGUGGUGUUUGUGGCUAGUCACUGAGGAUGAAUUGGAUAAGGAUAAAUUGUACGACGCCUUCAUCAGCUAUUCCCACAAAGACGAAGAAUUUGUCGUUAAAAGUUUGAUAGAAAAAUUAGAGGAGGGACCGAAACCUUUCAAGUUAUGUGUUCAUUUUCGGGAUUGGCUGGCUGGGGAAUGGAUACCAAAUCAGAUUGCUCGCUCUGUUGAAGACUCGAGACGUACUAUUGUUGUCCUCUCACCCAAUUUUUUGGAAAGCAUAUGGGGAAAAAUGGAAUUCAGAACAGCCCAUAAUCAAGCUUUGAGCGAAGGACGAGCUAGAGUAAUUAUUAUUCUUUAUGGAGACAUUGGACCCGUAGAGCAGCUCGAUCCAGAACUCAAAGCAUACUUGACCAUGAAUACUUAUGUCAAAUGGGGCGAUCCAUGGUUCUGGGAGAAAUUAAAGUAUGCACUUCCACAUCCUCAAGAUUUUGUUAAAAGAAAGCGGAGACAAACUCUAUUUAAAAACCAGCAUCCAAUAAUCCUUAUUGCCAAUGAUAAAAGUGGAUUGAUUGAGAAUUCCAAUUCGAAUAAUGCCGCAAUAUCAACUGCUCAAUCUACCCCACCUGCGGAUACACUCAAGACUUUCAUCAAUACCAAUAAUGAAACCAACGAAUCUCUGACCAAACAAGAUCAACAAAUCAAGGUUAAUGAUAAUGCAAACAUUAGAAGAAAUUGUGAUUCAGUGAAGAUGAACGAAAAUAUUGACAAGAUUCAAUGUACAACAGUGUAAUUCAAUUUCGUAUUUUCAUUUCAUUUCUCAUUUUUUAAAUUUUCUUUAUAAUUCGCCAUGAGGAAGUAUGAAAAGCAUGACAAUAAUUCGACCUUCACCAGUGUAAGAAUAUUGAAUAAUUUUAUUAAUUACAAGACUGAGAUGGGUUGCUGGAGGAAGAAGAGUAUUUAUCAAUGUUGUAAAUUUCCCAGGGUAACAUUGACCACGAAUAUUUCAAAUUAUUUUUCAUGUGAUUUUAUACAAUGAAUUUUGAAAAAAAAACAAAAAAAAACAAAAAUAAAAAAUAAAUAAAUAAACUUACUUUGGUUUGACAUACGAGGGGCGUGGGCCACUGGAUUUUUAAGUAACAUGCUUCAUCAAUCAUCAUCUUUGGAUUAUCCUUUUCUUUUUCUUCUGAGCAGAUAAAUUCUAUGAUUGUAUAAUGUCGUUUUCCAUUUUCACAUAGUGAACCAUUGGUAUAAUUGAGAUAUGGCCCCAUUGGAGACCAUAAAAGUUGAGAAUUAGCAUUCCCCUCUGUAUUACGAUUCGGUGAUCGACAAACUCCUGGAACAUAUAAAUUAGUCCAUUUAAAAACAUAUAGAAAAUAGAUUGAUAAAAAAUAAUUGAUUUGUGGUAAUGCAGAAACUUUCAAUUUAUCUUACCUGCAUUAGCUUCGCAAGCUUUAUUCAUUAAAGGUCCACAAAUACUUAAUUUAUAAGAUCCGUUAGAAAUUGGAAUUAUGUACUCUUGGCCUUUGAGACUCUCCAAAUCAUACCUCAAAUCGAAGUGAUAAAAUUUAAAUCAAUCCUUUUUUAUUUUGUCAGAAGAAUAUUUAAAAAAGAAAAAAAAAUACAAUUACUGGAAAUUAGUUACUGGAUCGCGGACUUUACAUGGGCUAGCAGUAUUUAAACUGUAUUCCUCCAGUUGUUUAUCACUGCAUGCUGCAGCAGUCUUCCAAAGCAGUUUAUAAUGGCAGCCAGUGGAGCUUGUUAAAACUGGAUGAGUAUUCUGUAUACAAACAGAAACGACAAUAAACUGAAAUUUCAUUUUAAAAAAAAAAUCUUUCGAAAGGAGAAACUUACAUGUGAUUUAAAAUCACAUAUAAAGAAAAUUGUUGUUUGAGAAUGUUCGGCGCUACCAUCAGCGCACAUUACCCCCAUAUCAUAGUGCAGAGCAAUGGUACCAUUGAUCAAUUGCAGUGGCUGUACAUCUCCAAGGUUUGAAUAGCUGUAAAGAGUAAUCAAUUUGAUGAGGCUAACAUUCUUCUGCUCAUUUGAAAUUAUACAUUUAUAUACCUCCAAAUAGAAGUACUGGUGUUUCUCAAACAGGCCCCUGAAUUGGAUGGGCAGACAGCCCCAUAUCCAGGAAUUAUUGAAUGGCAUACAUUCAAAAUAAUAAAGCUCGUAUUAGUUGUAGCGUUUAUCACAUAAUUG
Messenger RNA from Diachasma alloeum, 4918 nucleotides. RefSeq names its product protein toll (gene Tl). Gene Ontology annotation, biological process: immune response; toll-like receptor signaling pathway. The coding region runs from base 255 to 3506 and encodes 1083 amino acids. The record is from RefSeq and is a predicted model, not a curated record. Gene Ontology annotation, cellular component: membrane. NCBI's taxonomy places the organism in Eukaryota, Metazoa, Arthropoda, Insecta, Hymenoptera, Braconidae. Gene Ontology annotation, molecular function: transmembrane signaling receptor activity; protein binding. The transcript has 4 exons.